Molecule: messenger RNA, 2004 nt
Organism: Mangifera indica (mango)
Lineage: Eukaryota; Viridiplantae; Streptophyta; Magnoliopsida; Sapindales; Anacardiaceae
Product: pectinesterase-like
Exons: 3
Coding region: 175-1866 (563 amino acids)
Biological process (GO): cell wall modification
Molecular function (GO): pectinesterase activity; pectinesterase inhibitor activity
Source: RefSeq, a predicted model, not a curated record
AAAAAAAAAAAAAGGUAGGCAGAGGCCGCAGCCGUAAACGCAACGAAGGCGUCUAUGAUGUCGUCCUUGCUAGAUCCAAAAACAUUACUGCUCUCCAACAGCCCACUUUCUCCCUAUUUAGCUACUUCUUAAUUACUUCUUUCUUCAUUUUCCUCUUUUCGGAGACAACCAAUCAUGUUUAGUUCCAGGCGAAGAACUAAACUCUUGCUGACUCUCUUACCCAUUUCAGCCAUUGUCUUACUUCUGUUCUCUGCGGUUAACACCGUCAAACAGACCACAAGAACCACAGAAGCCCCACGCUUGCACGUCCACAGACACCUCCAAGUUGCCCAUUCCGCCUGUGAAGGCACACUUUAUCCAGAGCUCUGCGUCUCAACUCUCUCUGCGCUCCCGGAUCUUGCCUCCAAAUCUGUCCCUCAACUCAUCUCCGCCACCAUAAACCGGACAUUGUAUGAGAUUAGAGCCUCCUUCUCAAACUGCACUGGCAUUAGACAAAAGCACAAAGACCUCAACACUCUUGAAAAUAGAGCUAUCAGUGACUGUCUUGAACUUUUCGAUGACACCAUUGCAGAGCUCACAUCAGCUCUCCUUGAUCUCUCCCCUAAAAAAACAACCUCCGAACAUUUCCAUGAUAUGCAAACUUUGUUUAGCGGUGCAAUGACGAACCAGUACACAUGCCUCGAUGGAUUCGCAUACAGUAAGGGAGAUGUGAGAGAUGCAAUCAAGGACAACUUGUACAAUAUCUCUCGACAUGUAAGUAACUCUUUGGUCAUGCUGAAGAAAGUCCCUGGGUUUAACAUGACCUUAAAGUCGGAGUCGGAGGUUUUCCCGGAGUAUGGACGAGUGAAGAGAGGGUUUCCAACUUGGGUGUCCUCAAAAGAUAGAAAAUUGUUACAGACGACAGUGAAUGCCACCAAAUAUGAUCUGAUAGUGGCUAAAGAUGGGACCGGAAAUUAUACAACCAUUGGUGGCGCAGUGGCUGCGGCUCCCAACUCAAGCACUACCAGGUUUGUAAUCUACAUUAAAGCUGGGUCCUACUUUGAGAAUGUGGAAGUGGAGAGGAAGAAGACGAUGUUGAUGUUUGUUGGAGAUGGCAUCGGGAAAACGGUAGUGAAAGCCAGUAGAAAUGUUAUUGAUGGAUGGACUACUUUCCGGUCAGCCACUGUAGCUGUGGUGGGGAAUGGAUUCAUUGCAAAAGGCAUAAGCUUUGAAAACUCGGCAGGCCCUAGUAAGCACCAGGCAGUGGCCUUAAGAAGUGGCUCAGAUCUCUCUGUUUUCUACAAAUGCAGCUUUAUUGGUUACCAAGACACUUUAUACGCCCAUUCCCUUCGACAAUUCUAUCGAGACUGUGACAUUUAUGGUACGGUCGACUUCAUAUUUGGCAAUGCAGCUGUGGUAUUUCAAAAUUGCAACUUAUAUGCUCGUAAACCAAAUGAAAACCAGAAAAACAUUUUUACUGCCCAAGGGAGAGAAGAUCCCAACCAGAACACAGGAAUAUCCAUAUUGAAUUGCAAAGUUGCUGCUGCUGCUGAUUUAAUUCCAAAUCAAACAAAUUACAAGACAUAUCUUGGUCGUCCUUGGAAAGAGUAUUCUAGGACAGUUUAUCUUCAAUCUUACAUUGGUGACUUGGUAGACCCAACGGGAUGGAUUGAAUGGAAUGGCACAUUUGCAUUGUCAACACUUUACUAUGGAGAGUACAAGAAUAGAGGGCCUGGCUCUAAUACAAGUGCUAGAGUGACGUGGCCUGGUUACCGAGUCAUUAAUAGCUCCAGUGUGGCUAGUCAGUUUACGGUUGAGGGAUUCUUGCGGGGUAGUCAAUGGCUUAAUACUACUGGCAUUCCUUUCUAUCUUGAUCUGAGUUCUUGAGCCCUAUUUUUUAUUUUUGCCCAUAAUGUCUCAACAGUCAAUAACUGGCUUUCGUCCGGGAAAAUUAUUAUAUUUACUGAGAAAAUGUUUGAUGUCAACCACUGUGUACUGGAAUAAAAUCCUAUUGUUUAAUCCCAA